CAGAGUGAAAAGAAAGUUAGCAUGAGUGCUAAAGACAAGGGAGUGCCUGCCUGGUGACUGGCUUACUAUUUUCUCCGGCCCUUACACUCAUUUAUUGAGCUACUAAGAUGUGCCAGCCCCAUCUUGGAGCUGGGUAUUCAACUGUGAACAAGACCCACGCAUUUUUCUGCUUUCAAGACACUCAGCGUGUGGUGGGAAAGAGGAUGGAUGGUUUGGUUUUAUGUGAACCAAUAGAGCUUUACAACAUCUUGAAUCAGGUCACAAAACUAUCCAGAUUGACUGAAACCAACUAUCUCUGUUUAUUGGAUGUGCGUUCCAAACGGGAGUAUGAUGAAAGCCAUGUGAUUACAGCCCACCGGGUGAAGAAGAAGGCAAAUGAAUAUCUUAUCCCGGAGUCUGUGGAUCUGGAGUGUGUAAACUACUGUGUAGUGUAUGAUCACGGAACCAGCUCCCUGGAUGUACUCCUAAAACAUGAUGAUGAUGACAAUGAUGAGUGCUCUGACAAUAUUGGAGAAGGACUGGUUCUCGGAGCUGCCAUUGAAUGUGGUAGAGCCUUGGCCCACCUCACCCACCACCCCAUCCGUAUCCUGAGAGGGGGAUAUGAGAGCUUCUCGGCCAUAUACCACUUCUUCCGGACACAGAAGAUUAUUUGGAUGCCCCAGGAGCUGGAUGAAUUUCAGCCAUACCCUGUUGAAAUAGUGCCAGGCCAGAUCUACCUGGGUGAUUUCAGGCAAGCCUGUGACCCUAAAAUUCAGAAGGAUUUGAAAAUCAAAGCACAUGUCAAUGUCUCCAUGGAGACAGGGCCAUUUUUUGUAGGCGACUCUGACAAACUUCUGCAUAUCCCAAUAGAGGACACCCUGGAAGCCAACAUUUUCCCCUUUUUGCGUCAUCUCUGUCACUUCAUUGAAGUCCACCUCCAGAUUGGCUCUGUCAUCCUGGUAUUUUCUACUCUGGGCAUCAGUCGGAGCUGCGCAGCCAUCUUGGCCUAUCUCAUACACCGGAAUGAGCAGACCUUGAAGAAGUCCUGGGACUACGUCAAGAAGUGCAAAAACAACAUGUGUCCAAAUCGGGCCUUGGUGGCUCAGCUGUCAAAGUGGGAGGAGAUCGUUCUCGGAGGCUCUGUCACAGAUAUCUCAGAUCCACUCUACUGAUCUCUGUGGUCCAGCUGUAGGUCCUGAAGAACUUUGCUUGGGAGCUUCUUGUGGGUAGUGGGCCAGGAUAUAUAACCAGACCGGUGUGGAAGAAGGCCUUUGCUAGCCUCCUGUCAGUCUCCUGCAUUGUUUUUUCCCAGGCUCCUUGUUCAUAGCAGGCGCUCAAACUCAGUGAGCGCCCUCAUCCCUGCAUCAUCCUGGACCACUCCCACUGUAAUCAUGCAGCUGCCUCUGGAAGAACGCCUGGCCGCCAGAACAGCUGCCCCACAUGCGCUCCACCCAUGACUUGUACCCUUUGAAGGCUGCCUGGGGGGAGCUCCAGGGGUUCCUGUUGCCAGUGUUGGACCACAGGGAGUGCCACAAUGCCCACCCAUGGGCACAGAUCCCCCAGUCCUAGAGUAACCAAGACUAGGCCCCAGGCCCCACAGCUGAGAGACUCCUGUUACAAAGGCAUACAUUUGCCUCAUGCCCAGUUCCAGCAUGCCCCACCACUCCAGGGGGUCAUCAAUUGUACAGAUUUCUUCCUCUCAUUUCUACCUGGCUGUGUUCACCAAGAAGAUUCCUACCCAUCCUAUCUUCCAUACCCAGGUUUCUAUAAAUUCCUCAGGUCUCAAAGGGAGUUUUCUUCAGAAUGUGCCUUGAGCACUGCAGUCAGGAGAGAAUACAGACAAGGGGACUGAUGAAGAAUUUAGGAUGUCCAUCAAUUGUUCAUUCAGAAAUUACUAUCUACCAGCUGGGCAGGGCUGGGGACAUAGCAUGAACACCAUCUCAUGUCUGUAGAGGGUUGGAGGUCACCCCUAUCCCCAACGGAAGCCCAAGCCCUCAAGGAGUUGGGUAAGGGCUUUUCUGGCAACACAGGCUUUAGCCAGGCCUUUAUUUUAGCUGGAACACAGCCUGGGAUGACGGCAGAGCAAUGCCUCUGUCAUUAGAGACAUCCUGGUAGGCAGGGCAGAGCCUUUGGAAAGUUUUCGGCAGGCACGUGGUGGGGAUUAGCCUUGCAUUUAGGAAGAGCAUUUUGGUAACUGUGUGAAGGGGCAGUAGCGGUGAGCCUGGAGGCAGGGAAAUAGUAAGGAGGACGCUGUCAAAAUCCAAGUGAGAUAAGAGAUUCAGAAUUUUCUCCCCGAGGAGACUCAGCGUCCCAAGAACAAAAGUGCUUGAGGUACGUGUUACUUCUCUGGACUUUGAUUUACAUCCAGGAUGACGGGAUAGGGCACUACUGGCUGCAGAACGAGGUUGGCACAAUCAGUGGAGCCCAGCGAGGAGUAGCCACCACCCC
Molecule: messenger RNA, 2427 nt
Organism: Phyllostomus hastatus (greater spear-nosed bat)
Lineage: Eukaryota; Metazoa; Chordata; Mammalia; Chiroptera; Phyllostomidae
Gene: STYXL1
Product: serine/threonine/tyrosine interacting like 1
Exons: 9
Coding region: 108-1151 (347 amino acids)
Biological process (GO): negative regulation of cytoplasmic stress granule assembly; positive regulation of intrinsic apoptotic signaling pathway; protein dephosphorylation
Cellular component (GO): mitochondrion
Molecular function (GO): protein phosphatase binding; protein tyrosine/serine/threonine phosphatase activity; pseudophosphatase activity
Source: RefSeq, a predicted model, not a curated record